AUGGACACCAUCUUGGUCUUUAGUCUAAUCAUUGCAUCCUAUGAUGCCAACAAGAAAGACCUCAGAGAUAGCAGUUGCCGAGUGGAACAGCUGCCUGGGCUCUUCUCAAAGGACGUGAGAAGCAUCGGAGAAUUGCAAAUGCAAGAAACUCACACAGAAACCAAAAGGACAACAUUCAUUCAAAAUCAGAGUAUAGCUACCUUGCAGUGCCUUGGCUCUGGCAGCAAAGUAAAAGUCAACCUUGUAUAUUUGGAGAGAAGGCCAAAGGUCAAGCAUAUUCUGAAGAACCUGAGAAUCAUUGCUACUCCCCACAGAAACAGCUCUGCCUCCUCAAGCUGUCACCUAAUUCCCACAUCCAAGUUUCAGACUGGAUCUCUACUAACAGGCAAAGCUUUUCUACCAGGGAUCUCACAAUGUAAAGUCUAUGCAGUGAUGGGGGCUUCAUCAGAGACUUUUUCCACCACCACCCCUUCUAUAACUCCUGGGAAUAAAGAAGAGAAAACUACAAGUACUGACACAGAUGAGAACCUAGAGAAGAGACAGAAAUGGAGUAUUGUGGUCAAAAUUCUGAUUGCUGUCACCCUGUUGCUCAGUGGAGUUGCCAUUAUAGUAUUUGUAAUUUUUGAAGUCCCAUGCCCUUGUCAAUGCCUAGGAGCCAGGGAGCUGUGCCAAUGCCAGCGGUUGUGGAGAUGGCAAAGGAAGGGAGGCCAGCCACCUGGGACAGCUGAAUUCAAGCUUGACCCUCAGCCUCAGAAGGAAAGUGUUGGACGAGAUGCUGCCAAUUCAUCAGACCCAAAGAAAGCUGCAGGGAUCACUGUUAUCCACCAGACAUACUUCUAA
This is a messenger RNA of Piliocolobus tephrosceles (Ugandan red Colobus), 840 nucleotides long. It is a transcript of the gene C16H17orf78, whose product is annotated as chromosome 16 C17orf78 homolog. Bases 1 to 840 code for a protein of 279 amino acids. The transcript is spliced from 7 exons. The record is from RefSeq and is a predicted model, not a curated record. NCBI's taxonomy places the organism in Eukaryota, Metazoa, Chordata, Mammalia, Primates, Cercopithecidae.